Messenger RNA from Australozyma saopauloensis, 1701 nucleotides. RefSeq names its product Dem1p (gene DEM1). Gene Ontology annotation, molecular function: single-stranded DNA 5'-3' DNA exonuclease activity. Gene Ontology annotation, cellular component: mitochondrion; nucleus. The coding region runs from base 1 to 1701 and encodes 566 amino acids. NCBI's taxonomy places the organism in Eukaryota, Fungi, Ascomycota, Pichiomycetes, Serinales, Metschnikowiaceae. Gene Ontology annotation, biological process: interstrand cross-link repair. The transcript has a single exon. The record is from RefSeq and is a predicted model, not a curated record.
AUGCUAAGCAUCAAAACGAUCCGACUACCUCGGCGCUUCAAUGCCGGGAAUAUCAGAUCGAUGAAAACGCUUACGUUUCGAAUCCCAACGAAAGACCUCAAGAAAAAAGCGAAAAGUGUUGAAACCGACCCAGAUCUGACAUGGCCCAUCAUAAAGGAUAUAAUACCCAAGAAGGCUGGUCAAGACGCGUCAAAUUUGACCCUGGACGAGCAGCGGGCACUCCGCACAUUGAAGGGACGGUCCAGCGGGCAGCUUCCCAUUCCAGUUGCGAAAAUCGAGCCCAGUCCCUAUGAGUAUUACUGCACUGUCAAUGAGGAUUCCAGUCAUAUUACGCAGCCACGUUUAUCUGUGACCAAAUUGCUCGUUCUGGGAUGGUGCGAGUUGCGGGAGUUCUACGGUGUAUUUUCUGGUCUGCACACCAAGAGAACAGCUAGGCUCCGGACCGGAGUGAAUCAUCACGAGAAGCUCGAGAAGAAGUCUCAUCCUAGACUCGAUGCGAAAAAGGUGGAUAAGGAAGUGAAACAGGCGUCUGAGACGCAUACAAAGGAGGAGCUUGCAGUAUUAUUUAGUACCAAGAUGGCACACCAAUUGGCCUCUGCGUGGUCUGAGCGAGUGGUCACACGACUUGUAGAAAUGGCGCACACGAAGCAACUGCGGGAAAUCCAAGUUCACGGGUUUUUGAACUUGGAGACAGGAGUUUUGGCAGCAGACGUAGAGGCCGUAGCAGACUCUGUUCUCGUCAAUGGCAUUGUGGAUAUUGUCAGUUUAGAUACCCAGAAUCAUACGCUUGAGGAGCCCAGAUACGAGAGCGGCGAAGAGCUACCACCAAAAUUGAAGCAGAAGAAGUCUGAGAUGGAGCAAAAGAUACUAGAUUUGUCCAUUGUGAUUCCAGAGGCGAAGAACAUCCUUUCCAAGCUCGCUGAGGACCACUACUUGCAUACCUGUGACGUUAAAACUCGGGUUCAGAAUAGUAUACCCCAGCAAGCCUCGGUUUUAUUGUCUGCAAGAGACCAAUGCAUGUUCUAUGGCCGAUUCUUCCACUUGCUUUCCCGAGACGAGCUCUUGUGUUACGAGAGUUGGUUGGAGAACGGCAGAAGAAGAUUAGUGGAUCCGGAUGCGCCUAUCAGCGUGGGAUUUGCGACGGAGCUCUUACUACAACAAUUCAAUACGUUGGCGACUGAUUUCCUCAGGCUUGCCAAUGGCGAGCCCAUUGGCUUUGAGGAAUUCGACAAGCUCGAGCUCAACUCGCAAUCCUGCGACUAUAGUUUGACUGAUUUCGUGACCGAAGAGAAAUUCCGAGAGCUGCUAUUGGAGUUGUAUGGGCCUGAGACCCCUUACCAACACUUGGACUUGUCACCGUUGUUCAACUCAUGGAAGAAACCUUUGACGUUGCGCUAUUUUGCUGCUAGGGCUGCUCAGGCGUUCAACAUGUUCAAGGAUUUCAAGCCAGGCUCUGUGAGUGUCGAGUACCACAAUACGAAGUCCAACAAGUUGGUGAAGAGAAUUCACUAUCCUUUCAGCGAGAAGAGUUUGGAAAACACCAUCAACAACUCCGCCGAAUUCUGGAAUGGCACGAAACUGCCAGAAGGCACCGACGAUCUUUCCAAGUGCCAUUGGUGCAACUUCAAGAAUAGGUGUCCAGUGAAGAACGGCAAGGAGAACAGGAUGUUUGGCGAUCGCUUAGCAAAGCUCCUCGAUUGA